Messenger RNA from Antechinus flavipes (yellow-footed antechinus), 1228 nucleotides. RefSeq names its product mortality factor 4-like protein 1. The coding region runs from base 1 to 1146 and encodes 381 amino acids. Gene Ontology annotation, biological process: chromatin organization; regulation of DNA-templated transcription. The record is from RefSeq and is a predicted model, not a curated record. The transcript has a single exon. Gene Ontology annotation, cellular component: NuA4 histone acetyltransferase complex; nucleus. NCBI's taxonomy places the organism in Eukaryota, Metazoa, Chordata, Mammalia, Dasyuromorphia, Dasyuridae.
AUGGCUCCGAAGCAAGCCCCGAAGCCCGAGUUCCAGGAAGGCGAGCGCGUGCUGUGCUUCCACGGGCCGCUGCUGUACGAGGCGAAGUGCCUUAAGGUGGCCACGGAAGACAAGCAGGUGCGCUACCUGAUCCAUUACAGCGGCUGGAACAAGAACUGGGACGAGUGGGUGCCCGACAACCGCGUGCUCAAGUACUCAGAGGCCAACCUGCAGAAGCAGCGCGAGCUGCAGAAGGCCAACCAGGAGCACCAGGCGGAGGGUCGGGCCCGGGGCGGGGGCCCCGGCCGCCGGGGAGGGGGCGCUGCCGCCUCGCUGCAACAGAAGCACGUGGAGACGCUGUUCCAGAAUAUUCGCAUCACACCCUCCACCUCCGCGGCCGCUGGAGCUGCCGAGGCCGGGGCCGCCUCCGCCGAGGCCAGCACCUCCACAUCCACGGGCGCUACGGUCGAGGCCCCAGCACCGGGUCCGGGCCGCAAGACCCGCAAGAGCAAGCAGAAGACGGGCGGCAGUGGCGGCAGUGGCGAUGGUGGCCCCGGCCCCAGCACGGCCCGGGAGCCCCCGCAACCCCUGCCGCGCAGGCGUGCCCGCGGAGAGCCGGCGGCCAAGGGCGAGGCAGCUGCGGCGGCCGCGCGCGCCGACCUGCAGGUGCAGAUGCCAGCCGAGCUGAAGCCCCUGCUGGUGCGUGACUGGGAGCUGGUGACCAAGCAGAAGCGACUCGUGGGGCUGCCGGCUGCCAAGAGCGUGGACGCCAUCCUGGACGAGUACGUGGCCUUCAAGAAGGCGCAGGGCCGGGGCGACAACGUGGAGUAUGCGGCAGACGAGGUGGCGGGAGGCAUCCGAGCCUACUUCAACGUGACCCUGGGCACGCAGCUGUUGUAUGAGGGCGAGCGGCCGCAGUAUGGAGAGCUGCUGGCGGCGCACCCCGACGUGCCCGUCUCCCGGCUGUAUGGCGCCCCGCACCUGCUGCGCCUCUUCGUGCGCAUCGGGGCCAUGCUGGCCUACACGGCCUUCGACGACAAGAGCCUGGCCCUGCUGUUCGGCUAUCUGCACGACUUCCUGCAGUACCUGGCCCGCGACCCCGCCGCCUUCUUCGAUGCAGGCCAAUACAAGGACGCGGCUCCCGAGCCCAGCCAGCGCGCAGCCUAAAUAGCCCCUGCGGCGCCAACCCGGCCCGGGGCUGCUGGCUGGUACCACCGCCCCUAGUAACACCGCCGGGAGCUGCGCGUGC